Molecule: messenger RNA, 6337 nt
Organism: Delphinapterus leucas (beluga whale)
Lineage: Eukaryota; Metazoa; Chordata; Mammalia; Artiodactyla; Monodontidae
Gene: SUGP2
Product: SURP and G-patch domain containing 2
Biological process (GO): RNA processing
Cellular component (GO): nucleoplasm
Molecular function (GO): RNA binding
Source: RefSeq, a predicted model, not a curated record
CGGCGGCGUCGUCUUUGUCUCCUUUUUCGGGCGGUUCCCGUUGCCGCCACUCCAGGCAGCGAAAUUUUUUACCUCAGGAGUGUCCGCCCUGACGACAGGGCAGUGCGCCUGCGCAGAAGGGUUUGGCGGCGGCUGCCUGCGCCUGUGCAUCAAGGCUCGGCGGCGGCCUGCGCCUGCGCGGCGCGGCGCUGCGGAGACCGUUGGCUCAUUUGCAUGUCCCCGCCUCGCGCGGUGGCGGCGGCGGGUCAGAGAAACAUGGCAGCAAGGAGAAUUGCACAGGAGACUUUUGAUGCUGUAUUGCAGGAAAAGGCUAACCGAUAUCAUAUGGACCCCAGUGGUGAGGCUGUAGGCGAAGCUCUUCAGUUUAAAGCUCAAGAUCUUCUAAGGACAGUCCCAAGAGCCAGAGCAGAUAUGUAUGAUGACAUUCAUAGCAACAGCAGAUACACUCUGGGCGGAUCUGUAGUUCAUCCUCAAGACACUGGGAGAGAAGGCCUGAGAGGUGAUAUAUUUCCAGGACCUUCCUUCAGAUCAAGCAACCCUUCUGUAAGUGACGACAGCUACUUUCGCAAAGAAUGUGGUCGGGACCUGGAAUUUUCCCACCCUGACUCCCGAGACCAGGUCUUCGGCCACCGGAAAUUGGGACAUUUCCGUUCUCAGGACUGGAAAUUUGCACUCCGUGGCUCUUGGGAACAAGACUUUGGCCAUUCAGUUUCUCAAGAAUCCUCCUGGUCACAGGAGUAUAGUUUUGGUCCUUCUGCAUUACUGGGGGACUUUGGCUCCUCCAGGCUGAUUGAGAAAGAGUGUUUGGAGAAAGAGAGUCGGGAUUACGACGUGGACCGUCCAGGAGAGGCAGACACUGUGCUCCGGGGCAGCAGCCAAGUCCAGGGCAGAGGCCGAGGUCUAAACAUCGUUGACCAGGAGGGUGCCCUCCUAGGAAAGGGGGAGACUCAAGGCCUGCUCACACCUAAAGGAGGGGUCGGGAAACUUGUCAUGCUGAGAAAUGUGAGCACAAAACAGGUGCCCACUGUAAGUUGUAUCACUCCCAAAACUCAGGGCACUGACCAAAUUCAGAAGACCACCCCAAGUCCUGAUCUGACCCUGGGGACAAACCCAGGGACGGAAGACGUCCAAUUCCCCACUCAGAAAAUCCCUUUGGGGCUUAAUCUGAAGGAUAUUCGGCUCCCCAGAAGAAAGAUGAGCUUCGAUCUGAUAGAUAAGUCUGAUGUUUUUUCGAGGUUUGGGAUAGAAAUAAUCAAAUGGGCAGGAUUCCACACCAUAAAAGAUGAUGUUAAAUUUUCCCAGCUUUUCCAGACUCUCUUUGAACUUGAAACCGAAACCUGUGCUAAAACGCUCGCCUCAUUCAAAUGCUCCUUAAAACCAGAGCACAGAGAUUUUUGCUUUUUUACUAUCAAAUUUUUAAAGCACUCUGCUUUGAAAACACCCAGAGUUGAUAACGAGUUUUUAAACAUGCUUUUAGACAAAGGUGCUGUGAAGACCAAAAAUUGCUUUUUUGAAAUCAUAAAGCCCUUUGAUAAAUACAUAAUGAGACUACAAGACCGGCUGCUGAAGAGUGUCACACCCCUGCUCAUGGCCUGCAAUGCCUACGAGCUGAGUGUCAAGAUGAAGACCCUCAGUAACCCCCUGGACUUGGCUAUUGCCCUGGAGACCACCAAUUCUCUCUGCCGGAAGUCUUUAGCUCUUUUGGGACAGACGUUCUCCUUGGCCUCUUCUUUCCGGCAAGAGAAAAUCUUAGAAGCCGUCGGCCUCCAAGAUAUAGCUCCCUCUCCUGCCGCAUUUCCAAACUUUGAGGACUCUACUCUGUUUGGGAGAGAGUACAUCGAUCACCUGAAGGCCUGGCUGGUCAGCAGUGGGUGUCCACUCCAGGUCAAGAAAGCCGAACCCGAGCCAACCCGAGAUCAGGAGAAAACGGUUCCUCCUACCAAACCUGAAAUUCAGGCUAAGGCUCUGAGUGGUCUGAGUGAUGAGGUCCCCCAGCGAGCAGACCACAAGGUGGUGGACACCAUUGACCAGCUGGUCACACGUGUUGUUGGAGGCAGCCUGUCUCCCAAAGAAAGAGCUCUUCUCAAGGAGGACCCUGCUUACUGGUUUUUAUCUGAUGACAGUAGUCUGGAGUAUAAAUAUUAUAAGCUGAAGCUGGCAGAAAUGCAGCGGAUGAGCCAGAACUUGCCAGGAGCAGAUCAGAAGCCGAUGGCGGCAGAGUGUGCAGUCCGGGCCAUGCUAUAUUCCCGGGCGGUCCGGAGCCUCAAGAAGAGGCUCCUACCAGGGCGGCGGCGGGGGCUACUUCGAGCUCAAGGACUCCGGGGCUGUAAAGUGAGGAGAGCGACCACCGGGACCCAGACCCUCCUCUCCUCAGGCACCAGGCUGAAACACCAUGGCCGGCAGGCUCCAGGCUCCUUGCAGGGAAAGCCGCCCCAACCAGAUGGAAAUGAUGCUGCCAAGGACUGCCCGCCAGACCCAGCCGGACCCUCUCCUCGGGACCCCAGCCCAGAAGCCUCAGGCCCAUCCCGCAAGCCAGCAGGAGUGGAUGUCUCCGAAGCCCCUCAGACCUCUUCUCCCUGCCUGUCUACUGAUGUUGAUACGAAGACAAUGGAGACUGCAGAGAAACUGGCCAAAUUUGUUGCUCAGGUGGGACCAGAGAUUGAACAAUUCAGCAUAGAAAACAGCAUUGACAACCCUGACCUUUGGUUUCUACAUGACCAAAACAGUUCAGCUUUCAAAUUCUAUCGAAAGAAAGUAUUUGAACUGUGCCCAUCGAUUUGCUUUACGUCAUCUCCGCUGAACCUUCCUGCCAGCAAGAGCGCCGAUUCUCAGGAGAGCCCCCUGGAGCCCAUGGAGGGGGAAGGAGAGUUUGAGGAUGAGCCCUCUCAGCGCAAGGCUGAGCUGGAGAGCCCAGAGGUGAUGCCUGAGGAAGACGAGGACGAGGAGGAGGAUGAGGAGGACGAGGAAGGGAGUGAGGAGGCCCCCACUCCUGGAGGGGCCUCCAGGCCAGCAGGAGGGUCGACCAAGUCUGAGGGCUCGGAGGGCAGCCCCCCAGCUGAUGGCCUCCUGAGUGGGGUGGCCGAGGAUGGCCCGGCUGGUGCGCCUGCCCUGUCACAGUCCUCUUCAGGGGCCUGCUUCCCCCGGAAGAGAGUCAGCAGCAAGUCGCUGAAGGUCGGCAUGAUUCCGGCUCCCAAGAGGCUGUGUCUCAUCCAGGAGCCCAAAGUUCACGAACCAGUUCGAAUUGCCUAUGACAGGCCUCGGGGUCGUCCCGUGACCAAGAAGAAGAAACCCCAGGACUUUGAUUUCGCCCAGCAGAAACUGACCGACAAGAACCUGGGGUUCCAGAUGCUACAGAAGAUGGGCUGGAAGGAGGGCCACGGCCUGGGCUCCUGUGGGAAGGGCAUCAGGGAGCCCGUCAGUGUGGGAACUGCCUCGGAAGGGGAGGGGUUGGGUGCCGACGGGCAGGAGCACAAAGAAGACACGUUUGACGUGUUCCGUCAGAGGAUGAUGCAGAUGUACAGACACAAACGGGCCAACAAAUAGGUACGUAUGUGAGCUAGUGUGGGGGACAUUCUGCCUAAGCUGAUGUUCUGGUACACAGAGAAGCUUCCUCCAGAAAAGUUAGUGUGCCCCACUCCUCAAAACCCAAACAUCAAAAUAUCACUCCCCCCAAAAGAUCAUAAAAUUUUGUGAGGGAAACAAAAGGAGUUUGGAUGUGGAUGUGUCCCACCUGUCACCUUCCAGGCUGAAGGAACGAGCCCCAUGCUCGCCAAGCGCCACUGCACGCAGCCCAUGGUGCGGCCUCUGCACUGGGCUCCCAGGUGCGACUGUACGUGGCCAUCUUGUGGAAACAAGCCACCACGGGAGUGGCCUGGUGUCUUACGAGUGUAAGGGUGACCUGGAAGCUGGUGCUGCAGAGGAUGCCACUCUGCCUCAUCCCUUUCUGAGGGUCUUCAAAUCCUUUUCCUUCUGAGGGGCCUUUGGCCUAUAAAUAUCCUAUCUUUCUCCUAUCUUUCUCCUCACCUCUCAGUUUUGAACAAAAUCGUUCUCUCCCUGAAUAGAUGAAAACCAUUGGUGAGAAAGAUAAGGCUUGAAGCAGCAAUUACUCUUAAAACGCCACCUCUGUCCCGGAUCUGCCCUGGAACCAGUGCCCAAGUAGGUUUGGUGUGUACACGAAAAACAAACAUCUCUGCAGUUUCUGGUGCGGAGGUUCCACCCGCUGGCUUUUCUUUUUCUUAAAAAAAGAACGCACCAUUUCCAAUCUGCUUUUGCCUUUCACCCUCUUCCAAAUGCUUUUGGCAGCAAGUCUUCUCCAAGUCUCCCCUGGUUCCGCUCAGAAGGUGGGGCUGCCCUUGAAAGCACCAGCACCCUUUAAGUGCUCAGGAACCAGCUCCUGUCGGUUUUUCUGUCCUGGGACACAUUGCUCUCUAAAAGUGAUCUGCUUGCAAACUUGAUACCGAAACAGUCACAGAUCAUAUCUUCUCAAAUUUAAAUAGGGAAUAUAAAUCAGUAAUAAUGAGGUCUGUGCUUUGGUACCACAGCUGUCGGCUGGAGUGCUGAAGCUCUUUAAACAAGUGGAGGUACUGGAUUCGAUGAACGUGUUAUUUAUGGAGUCUCAUCUCUUAAAUGCAUCCCAAGAGACUUGACGAAAUUUCAGCAAUGUAUUCAGCAGCUGUAUUCAGGGGGGAGUAAUCAUUACACCGAUGAAACUUUCCCCAAAUUUACGUGUCUCUUAGAAUCCACAAAGCAAACUAGUUUUUUUUUCUUAAACCACAUAUGGAGUCUCUCCUACAAAGGGGUGGGAGGUGUAAACUCUUCAAGACUCUUCAUAUUUUGCAUGUGUGGCAGUGUAAAGAAUUGUUUUAUUAGGGCCUUUGUACAGAGCAGAAAGGAUCCUCUUGGGGUGGGCUCUGCAGCUGUUUGCUAUUUCAAGGCGUAUGAUUGCCGCCCCUUCCAGCUUCUCGCACUCUGCCUCUUGCAACUACAUGCGAAAUUCUCAGGCUGUGGGAAUCUCUCAGCCCUUCCUCACAAAGCAGCAGUGUUGAAGUUUUAAAUACAUGCUAAAAUCUGGAAAACAGGAUCCUGCUGAUACUAUAAGCUUGGGGGACACAGCAGUGAGUUACCCUGUCAGCCACUUGUAUUGGCUGUUAUGAAAUCCUUGCUUUCUCAAAGCCCGAGACCUCCUGGGCUGUAGUCCCAGGCUCCUCUGGAUCUGUCUUGUCUGUCUGGCCCACGCUCACCAGCACAGCGUCACGGGCCUGUGCCAGCAUCUCACGUGCCCGCCUGAUGUUGCCCUUCUUCAUGCCACGGGUAGUCCCCAGGGCCCUGCUUGCUUCUGGUCACUUUUGUUGCUUUGGCAACUGGCAGAUCUUUAUGGCCACGGACAUGCUGGAGGUUCUUCAGCAGAGUUGAAAUAGCCUGCAGGGGUGGUGUGGUUUGGGGGAACCACAGCUAUGGGUUUUUUUUCUAAUCUUUCCAACAGCCUUCCAUGUUGGCUGGGGAUCAGGUAAAGGGAUAGAACUCUGAGAACAGGGCCUUGAUCCCGCAUGGCCUUUCACAGAGCACCCUUUGGUGCUGAGUGAGGUGUGCACCCCCCAGCAUGGGUCCUGGCUCUUUUUUCAAGCAUCAUAUUCGCUUUGUCCUAGUAUACUCAUUCUUGGCUUUCCUUUGCUUUUAUUUAUAAGUAAAAUACUUUAGGAAUUCCCAGGUUUUGAGCCCUGUUCCCACAGCCUCCGGCCACUCCUCCUCCUGGGGGUGUCCUGCUUUGAGCUGACACUGUGAGCCUUUGGCAGUCGUCAAAGGGAGCACCUACUUCUUGAGCCUGGAAAGUCCUGUAAGCACUCAGGUGGCGCUUCUGUGGAGUUGGCAUUGAGGCAGUGAAGGUGUUGCGUGGGCCGGGGAGGAGCGUGGUGGUGCGUCCCUGUGCCAGCUGUCGGCUGGGGACCAGCGUGCUGGCCCUCUGUGCCCGCCCUUGCCCUCUCCAGCAGAGGCCACUCUGCGGAGAGCACGUGUGAGAGCAAGUGUGAUGUGCGGUUGCAUAGCCUUGUCAAAGUCACAGUGUCUUUUCUGUCAUUCUAGUUCCAGGGUCUCUUCCAUGAGGACGACAGGCAUCCGGAAAGUGCUAACUCACCACUUUGGGUGCUUACUGUCUCUGCCUUGUUUCCAUCACUGGAAAUCAUAUAGAGAAAUUUAGCGUUUUUGGUCCUUGGUAAAACCUAGAAGACGUUUGUGAUGUUACAAAAUGGAAGCUUUGGGUUUUGUUUCUUUUUUUUUAAUCUAAGAAGUUGUGAAUGUUGUUAAUCAUUUAGCAGUUGAAAUAAAUGUAGAGGAAACCUAA